UUUGCAGGCAGAUGGUUCCUGGUCGGCGUGGCAUCCAGCUGCAGCUAUCUGGCUGAGCACAGCCACCGUCUGGAGGCCACGGCAGUGACGGUGACGGUCCUGGAUGAGCAGAGCCUGGCCAUCAGCACCUUCAGGAAGAUGGACGGGAUGUGCUGGGAAAUCAGGCAGCGCUACCUCCCUGCCCAGACCCAUGGACGCUUCCUCCUGAAGGGCCGUGGCUAUGGCAGCAAGGUGGACGUGGUGGUGGGCGAGACGGACCACAGCAGCUAUGCCAUCCUCUAUUACCAGAAGGGACGGAGAAUCUCUGUUAAGCUCUAUGGACGGACCAGCCGCGUCAGCGACACCAUUGCAGACAAGUUUGAGCAGCGUGUCAGGGCCGUGGGUCUCAGUGAAGACGUGACCUACUACUUCCCCACAUACGGGUUUUGCGACUCUGCAGACGAGUUUCAUAUCCUCGAUG
Messenger RNA from Cariama cristata (Red-legged seriema), 460 nucleotides. RefSeq names its product complement component 8, gamma polypeptide (gene C8G). NCBI's taxonomy places the organism in Eukaryota, Metazoa, Chordata, Aves, Cariamiformes, Cariamidae. The transcript is spliced from 5 exons. The annotation marks the transcript as partial. The record is from RefSeq and is a predicted model, not a curated record. Gene Ontology annotation, biological process: complement activation. Gene Ontology annotation, cellular component: membrane attack complex.